AUCAUGGAUCCAGCACAAAAGGAAAUCGCAAAGAAAGCUUUGAAAGCACUAAAUUCGCGUACAGAACUUGUAGCCCGUCAUUUGGAACCCCUUCUUUCACAUUCAAUGAGUGAAGUUUACACUAAACUCCCCGUCAAUGAGCGAGCACAGUUCCAGGUGCUCAUUUCUUAUGCAAUCAACAGUUUAUUCUAUACAUACUUGCGGACACAAGGCCAUAACCCGCAGGAACAUCAAGUGAUGAAAGAGAUUGAACGUGUGAUGUCUUACGUCGAUAAGAUUAAGCGUGUUGAAGGAAGAGGUCCCAAAGCCUCUAUGAAAAUCGACAAAGGUGCAGCUGCACGGUUUAUUAAGGCUGCUCUUGUAAAUGAUCCUGAAGAGUCCAAAGAAAAUUUGAAGCGCAAGAUUGACAGUACAGAUCAAGAAGAGCCUGCAAAGAAUGAUUCAGAAAAGAAUAAAAAGAAGAAGAAGGAAAACGAGCUUUUAGAGGAAGGUGAGGUCAAGGGUGCUACCUCACGGAGUAAGCGUAAUCGCAUGGAUCCAUUCCAAGGUUAUCAAAAUUAAAAGAAUAAUAAAAAAACAGAGGAUUCUUUGGAUUCUCUCAAGAAGCAUAAACAAACAGUCACGAACAGUUUUGCUCCAUGCACUUGAUAUACAUAUUGAGGGUUUUCUAAUAUUUCAAAAUUAAAAUAUUCAUUUUUUUAUCAUAUAUCAAUUAAAUAAACAUGACGACUUAGAACUAAG
This is a messenger RNA of Phycomyces blakesleeanus NRRL 1555(-), 741 nucleotides long. RefSeq lists its product as hypothetical. The record is from RefSeq and is a predicted model, not a curated record. Bases 4 to 561 code for a protein of 185 amino acids. NCBI's taxonomy places the organism in Eukaryota, Fungi, Mucoromycota, Mucoromycetes, Mucorales, Phycomycetaceae. Gene Ontology annotation, cellular component: nucleolus; exosome (RNase complex). The transcript is spliced from 7 exons. Gene Ontology annotation, biological process: regulation of gene expression; maturation of 5.8S rRNA. Gene Ontology annotation, molecular function: DNA binding; RNA binding.